CUUUUUCUCCAAAUUUGGGCAGAUUCACUUUCACUGAAAGGGAAAAGGCUGGAUUUUUAUGGAGAAGGUGAGGCAUAUGUCAGUCUGACCAAGACCAUGCCUGAAGAACUCAGCCGACUCACAGCAUGCAUUGAUCUGAUAUCCAUGACUGAUGGCUCAUAUCACUGGAUGGCCUUCUCCUAUAUUACUAAUGACACUCUUCUGGGCACAGAAGAUAUAGACCUUGGACUUGCAGGAGACCAUCAGCAGCUGAUCCUGUACAACUUUGGCAAGACCUUUUCGAUCAGCUAUUACCUGAUUCCGUUUCACUGGCACACCAUAUGCUUGAUGUGGGAUGGUGUGAAGGGCAGGUUAGAGCUCUUCCGGAACAAAGAAAGGAUAAUUGCAAUAACGGAUCAGCCACACAACCUGCCUCCUAAUGGGACCGUGGUCUUAGGACACUUUUCCAGGAAUGGAAAAGGCUGGAUUAAAACUGUGGUACCUCACUUCACGGGCAGCUUGUAUUACUUUCAGCUCUGGGACCGCAUCCUGGAAAAUGAGGAGUUUCUCACAUGUUUAUAUGGAAAUGUGGUUAGUUGGGAAGAUGAUGUUUGGCUCACCUACAAGAUAAGUCCAACAGUUGACAGGAGACUGCACUGCUUUGUUUCUGAAAAUAUGACAAUUCAAGAAAGAAGUACAACUGUUUCACAGAAAAUAGACUUAACAACUCCUCCCUCAAUUACCGAGCUAAACCCACAGAAGACUGUGCAUCCAUCCACACUGUCACCAAUAAGCGUGCCUGCUUCUACAAUCAAUCAUGCAGUCAUAUCAUAUUCUAAUACAACACCCUCACCUCUAGCAACAGCGAGUGCAUCAAAAGAUUUAAAGACAUCUCCAGCCCAGACAACUACAUUUUCAGCAGAUGACUUGUUUACUUCAACAGCCAUCCCUCUGCCUACCCAAAGUACUCACAUUCAUACUGCUACUGACUCCAUGACAGUAACUCAACACCUACAUUUAGGAAAAACAAGGACAACAACAAUGGUGGAGGCCAUGGCUACCGACACCUUUUAUCCAACUACAGCUACUAAUUUCUUCAACACAUCUGAAAGUACCAAGAAUUCUAUUGUAUAUGAAACUUUAACAACUAAAUCCCAGUCAGCUGUUGGGAAGAUAACUUUAUUCUUGACGACUGACCCAACAUCCAUGUCUCCAACAUCUUGCCACAAACACAAACCCACAGAAGUUGCUGCAUUCCCUACCUCCAAAUCUGGGCAAGACUUUCUUGUAUCUUCAACUGCUGGAACCGUGUCUUGGCCCACACUAGAAGAGACUUCAGCUAUUACUACUAACAUUGGGAUUGCAUCAACCUUCCCAUCAGAGUCUUUGCUCACCUCCACAACUGCUCCCAUGAAUUCUGUGUUUCCUGGAAAUCAGGUAGCACCUACCUUGUCAACAACUGAUGUGGAAAUGGCAUUCACAAUCCAUUCAGUGUUGCCGAUGAAGACCACAUCUGCCCUAAGAACAGUGUCGGUUUCGACGAAUUUCCAAGAUGUCUUUUCACCCAGCAUGGAGGAUGCUAUACCUACCUCCAUGCCUAAAGAGACCUCUUCUGUAGACUUUUCUUCCAUUACAUCCUCUCUAGUAACUAGAAUUCAGAGUGAACAGACAGUUAUUGAUACUGAGAGUACACAUAUACCCUUAACUCCAAGAACCAAACUUUUCCCUACAUUGGCUGAAACUUCACUCUUCCCUACCAUGGAAGGGCUAGUAUACACCCAGAAUACACCCACAAGUGAUGAUCCCAUGAUCCCUUUGACUUCUAUGAAGUCAUAUUCUACAUAUAAUGCAUAUGAAUCAGGUCUCACAUCUGUAACUGAUAAAACUGGCUAUCCGUUCUUCCCCAAUGAGACCCCUUGGACUUCUAAGCCAGAUCAGACCCUGUUGCCCUCUACGAAUACAACCACUAUACCUACAUUCACGCCUAAUGAUAAUCUCACAUCAUCAUUCCAAGACAAUACUACUAAUAUUGAUAAUUCAUACAGGACUACGGAUAUCACCAUGCUUGAAGCAUCCACAGGCAACAUAGGCACCACCAGCUCUGAUGCUACUACAGCCAGGUAUACAACAACUCUUUUCAAGCCAACAUCCCAGUGGCUUAAUAAUUUCUCCAAUGUUGAUGGAAUCACAUCUAUAACUAGUCAGCCCGAAUCUAAACUCACUACGUUAUUAUUGAAAAGCAACCCUGUGCCCUCAGUAGCUGCAAAUGAACUUCCUUCAAUAUCAAGGGAGACAGUUGUUCCAUCAAAGGAUAUGUCUACCCUUGCUGACAUUAAAACAAAUUUUUCUACUGAGAAGAACAUAUCUGAGACAACACAAAUAGAUACAAAUGGUAUGAGCACAUUUGGUGAUACUAUGGCCCCUCUACCAAUGUCUGCAACAACACAGAAAGUCUAUACCACUGUAACAAAGGAAAUAGAUUCCCAUUAUCCUAAGGUAAAAUCAACUAUAGCAGCAGUAGCUGAGGUUUCUCCAUUUUCCACAAUGCUGGAAGCAACAGAUGAAUCAGCACAAAUGGUGACAGCUUUUGUCACUGUUUCCCCCUUUUCAGAUAUAGAAAAGUUGACUACUGCAUUGGAUAAUGAAACUGCAACUACUGGGGUGGGAGUGAGUUGGCUUUCAACAGAAUUGAUGAAAAGCACGCCUAAGAGUUCAUACAAUGGAACUACAGAAACCUUUAACUCUACCCAUACCUCUACAAUACACUGGACUUCAGAGACAUCUGAGGGGAAUUCAGCUUCAUCACUCAUUUCUGUGAGCACCCAGACACUGCCUGAACUUCUGGGUUCCUCAACAAGGAUAAUGGGAGCUACUUUUUCCACUAUUCCUUCACAGAAGACAGCUGUAUCUUUGUCUGCUUGUAUCUUGCCUCCACAGACUACAGCUACUCAUUCCUCAGCAACCCCUCUGUCUACUACACACAAGUUCUCACUGCCAGUUAAUGUCUCUACUGUCACCUCUCCUGCCACUACUAUGAUGGUUUUUGAUGAGACCAAGGUGACCCUGUCUCAGCCUUCUACCUUGGUCAGGGAUUUCACUCCAUCUGUGUUCUCAAUUGGCUCACCUCUACCAACAGUGACAAUGGUGCCAACAGUGAGUUCAACAGCUUCCACAACCAGUGAUAUUAUGCCUACCCACAGAGACUCACUUCAUACCACUUCAGAGGUCACAACAAUCUCUUCCACAACAGCACUCAUGGCAGUUUCUUUUCUGAGAGAGACUUUGGUAUCCUCACUGAGACCUUCCACUCCUGUGAUAACUAAGGCUACAACCACCCUUCCCUCCAUCUCAGCUGACUUAGUAAGUCCAUCCAUACACACUAUUGUCUGCUCAAGGCCUCCCUCAAACAACAUUACUCUUGUGUCCUCUACCUAUGUUAGCUUGACUACAUCUGCAUCAGUAGCAACACCAUCUGUAUCUCAAGUUGAGGAUUCAACUCAUGUUUUUAGCUUUCCCUAUACUUCUAGUAGUAGUGGAGAUGUUGGUAUGGCUUCUGGACCCACAGAGACAUCUGCUGGUGGUGAGACUAUGUCCCCCCACACCUCUGUUAAUGAUCUUACUACUUCAGUAGAUACCAAAUCUACCACAUAUUUUGUAAACACACCCAUCUCCACCCAGUUGCCAGUUGCAACCUCUAUGUUAUUUUCUGAGAAAGAUAAAACCCCCAGAACUACAAUGUUGGCAGAAAUUUCCACAUCCAAGAAUUCCUUUAUUUUGGAGUCCCAAAGAACUUUCUCUUGGGAAAUAACAGACACAGGAUUUUCUGAGACCACAGAAAUCUCCAGAAAACAAACACAUUUGCCUUCAGAGAUUCCACCUGGGAAUCUAACUUCUGGGAAUUUAGCCACAUCUACUUCUGAGAGUACCGUAAUAGGUGUUCACGUUUCAGAAGGGUUGACUAGUCUUGAGGAAACAGAACUCCCAUCACAAGUUCAGACGAUAACCAAAUCUUUGUCUCCUGAUAAAGAAAGGACAAGUGCCCUUUCAGAAUACCCUCCCAGGACUGUGGGAAAGCUGGUGAGUUCCUUUCCUGUGACUCUUCUAGACACAGGUCACCAGGCUACUUCAUCUGUAGAUACUACAACUUCCAGGACAGCUAGAACAUCACAUCCUGUGCUCAUCAACAUAACUCUUUCACACCUGCUUUCACUUACGACGCAACCUGAGUCAACAUGGAUUGCUUCUUCCACUUCUGAAAGCACACAAACUUUCCCUAAGUCCAUUUUUCCUUUCACAACUGGACUACUCAACACCAAUUUUACAAUGAUAACUCUUGAUGGCAGCACUACAGUCUUUCAUGUUCCAAAUGAACUUACAAAUUUUCCUAGGGAGACCUCUAUGGAAACAUCUACUCCUAUUUACCAGAUGUCUUCAUUGCCACUCAAUGUCACUGACUUCACUCCUAAAAAGGUUUCUGACACUCCUACAAUACUAAUGACUAAGUCUUCCAGAACAAUAAACUCAGGCUAUUUGAAAAGUGUCUCUAUAGGUACUUCUGGGCUUAAGUCUGAGAAUUCUUCAAUGCCAGUUAAUAACUCUAAUUUCUCAACUACAGUGGUUUCUUCUAACACUUCCACAAGACUUAAGGCAUUCUUUACUUCAUUGUCUUCACCUCCCCCUAAGACUACUGAAACCACCCAAGCAUCAACAUUGGAUAUCACACCUGUGCCAUAUGUUGGACCUACUUCACAAAGCACAAUGGUUUCCUCUACUUUCACUAAUUCAGAAGUGGUAGAAGUGCCAUUCAAGAAUUCAACUGCACCUGUUUCCUCUCCAACAGAGCUAGAUUUUUCAUCUGAGAAAACUAUUUCAACCAUUAUUAUGGCUAGGUCAUUGACUUCAGUUAUGGGUGCCACUUCCUCCUCUCUGCUCAGUUCUAAGAAUACUGAAGCUAUUUCUUUCAUCCCAAAGACCACCUUUUCUUCGUUACUUCCAACAACACAGCAAUCAUCACAAGAAAACGAGGCUACCACUCUGGACAUAUUGCUUGGGAUUACCAACAAUUCUCUACCUACUGAGAGCAGUGAUGGAGUGACAGAACUCAUUAAUACCUAUUCUAGAACUACCAUCCCUGCAAGUGCUCUUUCAUCUACUCCUUCAGAUAGUUUUUAUACUUCCUUGAAUAUUCAGGUUUCCCCAUCUUUGACUAACUUCAAAGGCACCCCUAGACCUACAGAAAGUGUAAAAUCCACACUGGCAUACCUUUCCCAUGAUAUAGUAAAGAUGACUUCCUUAUCAGAGAAUAUUUUGCUAACCAGAGAACCAACGAAGAGCAGUGCAUGUGUGCAUACUCCUGUUUUAUACCCUUCAUGGACCCAAUCCACUGCAACUCCAACUUCUUUGACAUCAUUUCUUUAUUCACGUCAUAGCACUGAGGCCAAGUUUCCUCUUACAUCUCAAAUGGUUGAAUUUCCAGCACAGGGAACAAGAGUCACUCCUAGUAUUACCCAGGCUCUACUUACAACUUCCAGAAACACACCCAUAGGUGAAGACUCACAGUUUCCAGUUUUCACAACUAAUGUAAUGACACAAAACAGAAUGGAAACAGAAAAUCUUCACUUUAGUCCUGGGACUUCGUCAACAUCUCAGAUUGGUCUGGUCUCCAGAGAUAGUACAGUGAAGCCAUCAGUUUUCACAUCAGAAAGCCUUCCUACUUUUGGGCUUUCUGAAAAUACUUCAUUAUCAAUGUCUUCCAUAGUGCUCCCUACCACAUUGGCUGCCAUUUCCAGGGCUACCUCACCAACUUGGAGCUUAUCUAGUCUCUCUUCAGACUCUCUGAUAUCUGUAUCUAAUCCACCACAUCUUCUAAUUUCAUCUGCAGGAGAAAUGGCAAAAUCCACGUUUCCAGCCUCUGACACAAAAGCAACAUCCCCUAACUUUACAAUAGUACCCUUUUCUGAUGGAAGCACGAUACCCACCCCAAACACUCCUGUAGCUACACUGGGCAUCAUCACUGCUGACUUUUUUACUUCUCUGCCAUUAUCUACAAAAUCUAAAGGUGACAGUCCACACACUUCUACAUCCCUUGAAUCAUCCCCCCGGAAUACUGUGGCUGACAGCUCCAAGACUGCGUCUGAACCCAUGUCCUUUAGCAGAAUGAGUGUAACACCUUCUACAACCAAUCACAACCUACCUAUUGGUUCUCUGUCUGUAUCUAGCCCUGUGAAAACAUCCCUGUGGAGUAAAGUCCCAGCUACACAAGAAUCCCACACUUUAAUUCCUCCUCAAUCCACACUGGAAUCUGUUAUGAAUAUAGCCACUACUACAUCCACAGCUCUAGAGGCCUCAUUCCCACUGAUGUCUACUGAGAUGACACAUCCUUCCACAGCAACUGGGUCUUCACUAAUCUCUUCACCUUUUAAGACAAACUGGAUAGACCCCACAUUUUCCUUUCUAUUUACACAGGCAUCUACUUCACCAAUUGCUACAGCGUCUACAGUUUCCUUCUACAACACCAAGAUGAGCUUCUCUGUCUUUGAUGAAGAGCCAAGAGUCCUUAUUACCACUGCUAUACAUGAAUUUUCAAAAGAUUGGUUGAAUUCUAGGUUUCAAAACAGUGAAUUUUCUCUUGCUAACUUGGCUAUUCAAAUAAAAAACAGAAAGACUUCUGAAGAAGAGAUGGCUAUGUACAGACAUAUUUUGGAACAGAAAAAGGGGCAAGGAAUGGCUACAAUUUUUCAUGUACCAUACAGUUGUGCCUGUUGGGUAAUUUUAAAAGUCAACUCCUCUUUGGAAUCAGUAGAACUGAUUAGCAGGAUCCGAACGAAGAUACAUGGGAAUCUCACACACGUGAACUUCACACAAGAUCAAUUGACUCUACUGGUAAAGUCUGACCAUGUUGUAGUGGAAAAGCUAGAACCAGGAAAAUGCGAAGCAGAUGAAACACCCUCAAAAUACAAAGGGACAUAUAAGUGGCCAUUAACUGACCCUACUGAAACAGCCCAAGUAAGGUGCAUUAAAAAUGAGAAUAGGAACGCCUCAAGAAUCUGUUCUAUCAGCAUGCAAACUGGCAAGUGUCAAUGGGAAAAACCAAGGUUUAAGGAAUGCAAGUUGCUUCAAGCACUCCCUGAUAAGAUUGUGGAUCUUGCUAAUAUCACCAUAAGCGAUGAGAAUGCCGAUGACAUUGCAGAGCACAUUUUAAAUCUGGUGAAUGAGUCUCCACCUCUGGAUGAAGAAGAGACAAAGAUUAUUAUUUCUAAAGUAGAUGAUAUUUCCAACUGUGAUGACAUAAGUACCAACCUAACCCAGAGUAUCCUCCAAAUCAUCAGCACAGUAAUGGAAAAACAAAGUGAUUCAGCUUCCAAUCUGCCUCCAGUAAGCAAUAAGAUUCUGAGGAUAAUUGAGCGUGCUGGUCACAAGAUGGAGUUUGUGGGGACAAUGGCAAAUCUCACUGUGGCCAGGCUGGCUUUGGCAGUGUGGUGGGUGGACCACAGGUUUCAAGGUAUGGCCUUCAGCAUCUCUGAAGAAGUCACAAUUCCCCAGAUUUUCCUUGGUGGUAUCCCUCUAAGGAGGGUCUUGGCUUCCAUAUAUUUGCCUAAAUCACUGAGGGAAAAAGUUCCUCUUAAUGGCUUACAAACCAUCUUGUUUAAUUUUUUUGGCCAAACCUCACUCUUUAAGGCCAAAAACAUUACUACUACAUUAAUGACAUAUGUUGUGAGUGCAAGCAUCUCAAAUAUGUCCAUUCAAAACUUGGCUGAUCCAGUGAUUAUCAUUCUGAAGCAUAUUCAAGGAAACUGGAAUUAUGAUCAAGUUUCCUGUGCCUUUUGGGAUUUCGACACUAACGAUGGGCUAGGUGGAUGGAAUUCAUCAGGCUGUAAAGUAAAGGAAACCAAUGUAAAUUACACAAUCUGUCAGUGUAACCACCUCACCCACUUUGGAGUUUUAAUGGAUUUGUCUAGGUCUACGGUGGAUGCAGUGAACGAACGGAUACUAGUGAUCAUAACUUAUACAGGAUGUGGGAUCUCCUCCAUUUUCCUGGGGAUUGCAAUGGUGACAUACAUAGCUUUCCACAAACUUCGAAAAGAUUAUCCUUCCAAAAUUCUGAUCAACCUAUGCACAGCGCUACUGAUGCUCAACCUAGCAUUUCUGGUUAAUUCCUGGCUAGCAUCAUAUCAGAAAGUGGGACUAUGUAUCACAGCUGCAGUGGCACUUCAUUACUUUCUGCUUGUGUCUUUGACUUGGAUGGGCCUGGAAGCAGUCCACAUGUACUUUGCUCUAGUCAAAGUCUUCAAUACAUACAUACCAAAUUAUAUCCUUAAAUUUUGUCUAGCUGGUUGGGGAAUCCCAGCAAUCACAGUUGUCUUUAUACUCAGCAUAAGAAAAGACUUGUAUGGAACUCUGAAUCCAACAACUCUGUUUUGUUGGAUUAAAGAUGACCAUAUCUUUUACAUCUCGGUGGUGGCUUAUUUUUGCCUCAUAUUUCUCACGAAUCUCACCAUGUUCUGCACUGUUCUCGUUCAAUUGACUUCAGUGAAAUCUCAAAGCCAGAAGACGCGGAAGAAGAUGAUCUUGAAUGAUCUCAAAGGCACAAUCAGCCUGACAUUCUUACUUGGCCUCACCUGGGGGUUUGCCUUUUUUGCCUGGGGACCCGUGAGGAUCUUUUUCAUGUAUCUUUUUGCCAUUUGUAAUACUUUGCAAGGCUUCCUCAUUUUUGUGUUUUACUGUGUGAUGAAGGAGAGUGUGCGGGAGCAAUGGCAUAUGCACCUCCAUUGCAGAUGGUUACAGCUGGAUAACUAUGGGAACAACAGAUUUGGGAUAAAUGUUAGGUAUAAACAGAAGAAACUGAAGAAAACCCAUGAGUCCAAAUUAUUGACACCAUCACUCAAGUCAACAACAACCAAUUCCACUUUCAAGUCUCUAGGAUCUGUGCCCAGCACUCCUUCAGAAGUAAACUUCCCCAAUGGUGACUUUGAUGUUGGUCCCUAUACUUUCUCUUCCUUGGGUUGUGAAGCUGCACCUACUUUUAUAAGAAGAGCAUUGCCUACAGAAAUCAAAACAAAUUGCAUUCAGAAACAAAGAUCAUUUUCAAUAAAUGUUACCAGGGAUGCUCACCUUACUCCCAGCCCUGGAUUGGGAGAAAUGUUCAAUUUGUGAAGCAAAUGUGCCCCUAUCUUGUAUUCUAAUAUUGUUUUGGGAGAGGCAGAAUGAAAUUGUGUUUAGUAAAUACUGACCUUGGAAUAAU
Cricetulus griseus (Chinese hamster) is the source of this 9220-nucleotide messenger RNA. Lineage: Eukaryota; Metazoa; Chordata; Mammalia; Rodentia; Cricetidae. The record is from RefSeq and is a predicted model, not a curated record.